AAAAUACGUUCAAGACGAAACUAAAAUCUUAACCCUUGUGCUUGGCAAAAAAAACACACAUAGUGUGUAUAUCAGUUGAAUAAUAUAGCGAGAACAUUAUUGCUGGUUGUGUUAAUUAAUCGUGAGAUUAAUUGAGCAGAAUUAUUAUUUUAGUGUUGAGGCGUAUUCAAACGACCUUGAUAACCACGCGAUAUAAAAAAAAUAAUUUAGUUUAGUUUGUUAGAACGCAACGAAUCAGCAACAGUCGAUGUAAUCAGAUAUAAUUUGUUAUUAAAAAAAAUAUUUGCUAAUUACCAAUAAUAUGGCCGGAAUAUUCGACAUAGAGCUGCACGACGGCGAUAAUGUCGAUCAAGAUGAGUCUGAUGACGAUGAUAUUCUCGAAGUUGCGGAGAGCGAGUACAACACGCAUCCUGAUGUGAAUGAAAUUUUGGAAUCCGAGGAUGUAGAGAGAGUUCAACUCUCAGAGCAGACUGUUAAUCCUAGCGAUGAAAAGGUCGGCCCUAAGGAUUUCGAACUGUGCAAAAUUUUAGGCGAAGGUGGCUACGGAAAAGUAUUUCAAGUAAGAAAAGUAAGUGGUAAAGACAAAGGAAGUAUUUUCGCAAUGAAAGUCUUGUGCAAGGCCUCGAUUAUUCGGAACCAGAAGGAUACAGCUCAUACCAAAGCAGAGAGAAAUAUUCUUGAAGCGGUAAAACAUCCAUUUAUUGUUAAUUUAAUUUAUGCAUUUCAAACAGGGGGUAAACUUUAUUUGAUUCUUGAGUAUCUGUGUGGCGGUGAACUAUUUACUUACUUAGAUCGUGAAGGAAUAUUUCUCGAAGAUACGGCCUGUUUCUAUUUAUCUGAGAUAAUACUCGCGCUCCAGCACCUCCAUAAGUUGGGGAUAAUUUAUCGCGACUUAAAGCCUGAGAAUAUUCUGUUGGAUCGCGAAGGCCACGUUAAAUUAACAGACUUUGGGCUGUGCAAAGAGCACAUUCAAGAAGGAACUGUGACUCAUACGUUUUGCGGAACGAUUGAGUACAUGGCACCGGAAAUAUUAACAAGAAGUGGCCAUGGAAAAGCUGUAGACUGGUGGAGCCUUGGUGCUUUAAUGUACGACAUGUUGACUGGCAUGCCACCAUUUACUGCCGACGAUCGUAAAAAAACUAUUGAGAAGAUAUUAAAAGGUAAGUUGGCUUUGCCGCAAUAUCUAACGCCAGAUGCCAGGGAUUUGAUAAGGAAGCUCCUGAAGAGACAAGUACCCCAGAGAUUAGGGUCAGGUCCUGAAGAUGCCGAACAGAUUAUGAAUCACAACUUUUUCAAACAUAUCAGUUGGCAAGAUGUUAUCUCGCGUAAAUUGGAGCCGCCUUUCAAACCAUCUUUGAAGAGCGCUGAUGAUACGUCUCAGUUUGACGAACAGUUUACGGCAACUGUCCCUGUUGAUUCACCUGUCGAAAGCACUCUAAGUGAGUCUGCGAAUUUAAUAUUUGAGGGCUUUACUUAUGUUGCUCCAAGUGUUCUGGAAGGCUUGUACAGCCAGUCGAAAAAUUCUCGUAGCCCACGACAUCAGUCUCUGAGCUCGAGUCACAGAAGAUGUUAUUCUCCGGCAGCUAACAACCGACUAAGUUAUCAGUUACAAUCCAGAUUCACGCGUGGGCGCAAUAGUCUAGAAGAUUCAGAAAUGAUGGAUGUAGCACAGCUUUCGGAGCAUUUAUAGUUAGCUCGAGAAAGCAGCACUAGCAUAGACGCGUCUUAAUAAAACGCCCAAAUUAUACACAUAUAUAUUUUUUUGUUCUUUUAGCUGAGUCAACGAAUGCUCGAGA
Cotesia glomerata is the source of this 1796-nucleotide messenger RNA. It is a transcript of the gene S6k, whose product is annotated as ribosomal protein S6 kinase beta-1. Bases 302 to 1690 code for a protein of 462 amino acids. Gene Ontology annotation, molecular function: ATP binding; protein serine/threonine kinase activity. The record is from RefSeq and is a predicted model, not a curated record. Lineage: Eukaryota; Metazoa; Arthropoda; Insecta; Hymenoptera; Braconidae. Gene Ontology annotation, biological process: protein phosphorylation; signal transduction. The transcript has 5 exons.